AAAGGUUGUACAGGCAGGAACCGGAAGUGACGUAACGCACUACAGUGCUGCCCGACUCUUCUUUGGAUACAUAGCAUAAUUUGAAGAUAAAUCGGCCGCGUUUAUUUAAUAGUUACCCAUCAAAACGAUCGUUUGUGUUAGCUUACCUUCGUUAGGCUCCCUGAAGUUAGGUUGACGCCUGACAACAUUAAAGCGUCUGACGCUGUCGUCGUGAUUGAGUGAUAAUGGCUGAUCCUGCGCGGAUCAAAACUGAGGGCACACUUGAGAACUCAGCAGCCGGCCAAGAUGAGAAGCCUAACGCCAAGGUGACCGAGGACACACCGUCUCCUGCACCUGAAAAGACUACAGACGAACCAAAGGAGUCUUCCCCACAAGACCAGCACAAACAGGAUGAUGCAAAUGAACCGGCAGCAGCAGAGGAUGAAGAAGAAGGGACUUCGGGUCAGCCUGCGUCGAAAAGACUGAAGGUGGAAUCAGAAAAGAAAAAGGAGAAGCGGCAAAAGGUUGAUGAGGAUGAAAUACAAAAGAUGCAGGUUUUGGUGUCAUCUUUCUCUGAAGACCAACUGAAUCGUUAUGAAAUGUACAGGCGUUCUGCUUUCCCUAAGGCUGCUAUUAAGAGGCUGAUCCAGUCCAUUACGGGAUCCUCAGUGUCCCAGAACGUGGUCAUUGCCAUGUCUGGUAUCUCCAAAGUCUUUGCUGGGGAAAUAGUUGAGGAAGCAUUGGAUGUUUGUGAGAAGUGGGGAGACACGCCACCUCUUCAGCCCAAACACAUGAGGGAGGCAGUGAGGAGGCUCAAGAGCCGCAAUCAGAUUCCCAACACUAAGUACAAAAACAUUCAGUUUCACUGAGGAGCGCAGCUUCAAAUUAGAUUUCAGUGAUGAAUACACUGGCCCCACCCAAGAAGAAAGAGGCACCAUUGCUCCGAAGAAACCUUACAAGGGUCCGACUACUUACCACUGGCUGGGCAGACCUCAAGAUCAGUGUGCAUUCUGCUGAAGGAACUUUGAUCAAGGACUAUGAAAUCGAAGCAGCAGCCUUUGUUCUCGCCAGACUGUCAGUAUAAAGGUUUGAUGAAACAUUCACUUCAGUUUGGAUGACGUUGUACCGAUAAAGUAUCGUUGUAAAUACAGUAAAUUUUAUUAUUGAAAAUAACAUUA
This is a messenger RNA of Syngnathus acus (greater pipefish), 1157 nucleotides long. RefSeq names its product TAF11 RNA polymerase II, TATA box binding protein (TBP)-associated factor (gene taf11). Gene Ontology annotation, biological process: RNA polymerase II preinitiation complex assembly; transcription initiation at RNA polymerase II promoter. The transcript is spliced from 6 exons. Gene Ontology annotation, molecular function: transcription coactivator activity; protein heterodimerization activity. Lineage: Eukaryota; Metazoa; Chordata; Actinopteri; Syngnathiformes; Syngnathidae. The coding region runs from base 225 to 848 and encodes 207 amino acids. Gene Ontology annotation, cellular component: transcription factor TFIID complex; nucleus. The record is from RefSeq and is a predicted model, not a curated record.